Telopea speciosissima is the source of this 1228-nucleotide messenger RNA. RefSeq names its product BTB/POZ and TAZ domain-containing protein 1-like. The record is from RefSeq and is a predicted model, not a curated record. The transcript has 5 exons. Gene Ontology annotation, cellular component: nucleus. The coding region runs from base 88 to 1197 and encodes 369 amino acids. Lineage: Eukaryota; Viridiplantae; Streptophyta; Magnoliopsida; Proteales; Proteaceae. Gene Ontology annotation, molecular function: protein binding.
CAAGAACUACUGAAGAAGAAAACUCUCUCUCGUCUCGUCUCGUCUCGUCUCGUCUCGUCUGUUCUCAAAUUCUCUGUUUAUCUGUAUAUGGAAGACGAUCAAACUAUGAAAGUCUCUCCGAUCAAGUUUCCCGCCGCUUACUCUUCAUCUUCAGGUUAUAAUUGUGCGUUUUCGGCCGGAAAGGAAGAAAUUUCAGUUUCAGAAGGCGAUGUUCGAAUUCUUACUUCUGGAGGAUUAAGAAUUCCGGUGCACUCCAGCGUUCUGGCUUCGGUUUCAUCUGUAUUGGAGAAUAUUUUAUAUCGGCCCCGAAAGGAUCGGAAAUCAGAGACGAUCGUCCCCAUUCUAGGUGUUCCUUGCGAUGCGGUGCUCGCUUUUGUCCGAUAUCUCUAUUCUUCCAGAUGCUCGGAGGAUGAAAUGGACAAAUACGGGAUCCAUCUACUAACACUGUCUCACGUCUUCUCGAUACGCCAGCUCAAGCAGAGAUGCACCAGAGGGUUAGCUGCGCGUUUGAACGCAGACACCGUGGUGGACGUGCUUCAGCUAGCAAGGCUCUGCGACGCGCCGGAUCUUUACGUCAAAUGCAUGAAGUUGCUCUCCAAAGACUUCAAAACCGUCGAGAUGACCGAAGGCUGGAAAUUCUUGCAGAGUCACGACCCCAUGCUCGAGCUCGAAAUCCUUCAAUUCAUCGACGAUUCUGAAUCGAGGAAGCAGCGAAGGAGUAGAGAUAGGGAGGCGCAGAGUCUGUAUCUGCAGCUUAGCGAAGCAAUGGAGUGCUUGGAGCACAUAUGCACAGAAGGGUGUACGAGUGUGGGUCCUUACGAUAAGGAGCCGAGCAGGAAAACAGGACCAUGUAAGAAGUUCUCCACGUGUCAAGGCCUGCAACUCCUGAUUUGUCAUUUUGCCACGUGUAAUAAGAGGGUCCACGGUGGCUGCAGUCGGUGCAAGCGGAUGUGGCAGCUUUUCCGACUCCAUUCCUCCAUCUGCGAGUGCGACCAAUUUGAUUCCUGCAAGGUCCCUCUUUGUAGGCAAUUCAAGUUGAAAACGCAAUUAGUGAAAAAGGGUGAUGAUGCAAGGUGGAGACUACUAGUGAGGAAAGUGAUGGCGGCCAAAGUCAUGACUUCCUUGUCGUUGCCCAAAAAGCCAAUGAGAAAGCACUGGGGGGAAACAACAAGAAAACUACAACAUCAGAAGAGGUGACAUGGACGAUGGAGAUGAAUUCUUUCUCCUU